Molecule: messenger RNA, 1048 nt
Organism: Abrus precatorius (Indian licorice)
Lineage: Eukaryota; Viridiplantae; Streptophyta; Magnoliopsida; Fabales; Fabaceae
Product: DNA-binding protein HEXBP-like
Exons: 5
Coding region: 98-898 (266 amino acids)
Molecular function (GO): zinc ion binding; nucleic acid binding
Source: RefSeq, a predicted model, not a curated record
AAAAGGGUGAAGAAGAAAACCCUUUGGAUUUGCCUUGCCGCAAACAAGCAUUGCAGAGUGGUAGUAGUAAAUUUGCCUCCGCCGCGAGAGCUCAGAGAUGGUGAGUCAAAGGCAGCGACUCGCUCGUAAGCGAUUCAAAGCAGAACACCCUGAACUAUUCCCCAAGGCAGAGCCAACUCCCCCAAAGGACCCCGACAAGAAGAAGAAAAAGAAGAAAAGGACCAUCUUCAAGCGCAAAACCGCGGAUUCAAAACAAAGCAAUUUCCGAAAACACCCUUUCAGAGUCCCUGGCAUGAAGCCUGGCGAAAGCUGUUUCAUCUGCAAGGCCAAAGACCAUAUUGCAAAACUCUGUCCCGAAAAAGCUGAAUGGGAGAAGAACAAGAUAUGUUUGCGAUGUCGACGCCGCGGCCACAGAGCUAAGAACUGCCCUGAGGUGCAAGAUGGCACCGCCAAUGAUGGCAAGUAUUGCUAUAAUUGUGGGGACACUGGUCACUCACUCUCAAAAUGUCCGCAUCCUCUUCAAGAAGGAGGGACAAAGUUUGCGGAGUGCUUUGUCUGUAAUCAACGUGGACACCUGAGUAAAAACUGUCCUCAAAAUACUCAUGGAAUUUAUCCAAAGGGUGGUUGUUGUAAAAUAUGUGGUGGUGUGACACAUUUGGCAAAGGAUUGUCCUGACAAAGGGAAGAAAGGAUUGGUUGCUGCCAAUAGACCUUUUGACGGAUCAAUAAGAACUGGAGAGAGGCCCAGUGGUAAGGUUACCAAAUUUGGCAGCGGGGAUGAUAUUGAGGAUGACUUCAUGGCUGAUGACAUGUGUAGUGGUGAUAAGAACAAGUCAGCAAAGUCAAAAGAUGGCCAUGUAAAACCAAAGAAGAAGGGUCCUAAAGUUGUGAAUUUUUAACUAAAGAUAGAUACCUCUUAAUGUGUUGUACGGAUUUUUUUUUUCCCAUAUAUUUAUUUUCUUUCCCUUUCUAUACGCAAGGCUAUACUAGGCCUAUGUUAUUCGUUGCAUUCGGCAGAAUCUAUUUCAGAAUGAAUGUUUAACGCUCCU